AUGGCCGCGGUUUCCGUUAACGCCAUAGACGAGCCCGAAGCCACGGCAGGCAACACCGCUUACCGCGAAAUCUGGCUCGAAAAGACCAAGCCCCUCUUCGCAAAGAUGCUCGCCUCCGCAAACUACCCACCGCCGGACCGCGAGUUCUACAUGGCCUUCUACACCCAAACCCUCAUCCCCCUGAUGGGUCCCUACCCGCAAAAGUUUCGCAGCGCUGUAACCCGCAGCGGCCUACCUAUCGAAUUCAGCGCAAACUACACGCAGCACAGCCCCGGGGAUCCCGUCUGGAGAAUCGGGUUUGAACCUGUUAGCAGGGCCUCGGGUUCAGCGGGCGAUCCCUAUAAUCAGAUCGCCACGGGCGCGCUGUUGAGCCAGCUGGAUAGCUUGAAUCUCCGCGGUUACGACACGAUGCUCUCUGAGCACUUUGUCGCGACGCACACGGUCAAUCGUGCCGAGCGCGAGUCGCUUGGCGGGCAGCAGCUUGAUGGAAGUGACCUCAGCCCAUCUCAGGUCGCCUUUGGGUUCGAUCUCAAGGGCGGUGAAAUCGCCGUCAAAGGGUAUACGUUCCCAGCGUUGAAGUGUAAGGUUACUGGGAGGCAGUUUGGUACCCUCUUCCGUGACUCGAUUGAUCCGCUCUUUGAGCGCAUGGGCGGAUACCGCACCCGGGCCAGCUUCGACACCAUUGACGAGUAUAUGAAGGAGACCAACGGGUGGAGCGACUUUUCCUUCUUCUCGUGGGACUGCGUUGCCCCUGCCAAGGCGCGACUUAAGCUGUACAGCUCGACGAACAUUGUGACAUGGUCGAAGAUGGAGGAGAUUUGGACGCUGGGCGGCCGUGUCGUCGGGGAGUCGAGCAUGCAGGGGUUAAAGCAACUUCGGCGUCUGUGGGAGCUCACGCAGAUCAAGGAUGGAUACCGUGCGUUUACGGGCGGCUUUGAUAAUGACACUGACUCGACGCCGACGCCUAUCAUCUGGAACUACGAGAUUAGGCCGGGGAGCCCGGAGCCGCUCACCAAGGUGUAUUUCCCGAUCCAUGGCGAGAAUGACCUUACGAUUGUACGCGGGGUCGGUCAGUUCCUUCAAGAGAUUGGGCUGGUGAAGCAGGGGAGGAGCUAUGAGCGGACGGUACGGGAGUACUAUCCUGCGCGGGAUUUGAGCAAGACAGCCUGUUUGACCUCGUGGCUCUCAUUCGCGUAUACCGAGGCUACCGGAGCAUACCUCAGUGUAUACUACCACUCCUCAUCUGAUUACCCGUGGGCUGAGAAGGAAGCGAAGUAG
Talaromyces proteolyticus is the source of this 1278-nucleotide messenger RNA. Its product is annotated as DMATS type aromatic prenyltransferase. The transcript has 2 exons. Lineage: Eukaryota; Fungi; Ascomycota; Eurotiomycetes; Eurotiales; Trichocomaceae. Bases 1 to 1278 code for a protein of 425 amino acids. The record is from RefSeq and is a predicted model, not a curated record. Gene Ontology annotation, molecular function: transferase activity, transferring alkyl or aryl (other than methyl) groups. Gene Ontology annotation, biological process: alkaloid metabolic process.